AUGGCAACGAUGGAGCCCCCGCCCUUUCAGGAAGCCUCGCGCUGUGAUGUAUGCAAAUGCAGCUUCUCCGCCUUUCGCCGCCGGCAUCACUGCCGGUGCUGUGGCCGGACUUUAUGUGCUGAGCAUUCAUUGGAUCAAAUGGCCUUGCCGCAGUUUGGUAUUCACACAAAUGUUCGUGUUUGUGCUGAUUGCUUUAAUGAUGGCUCUAGAUCAAGGAAGGAUAGUGUGCCAGCUACUCCAAAUGAAAUUAAUGCUGUUGGAAAUUCAAUUUCGAGGCUGGAUAUCAGUACUGUUUCAGAUACCAAACUGGAAGCUGGCACUGCAAAAUCUUCUUUUCCAGUCAUUUUUGAGUGCAAGUGUGGGAUGCCUUUGUGCAUUUGUCAAGCACCUGAGCCUCCAAAUGUUUGUCCUCAACCACAGCUAGUAACCACUACCUCAAGUCCCCCACUUAACUCAAUCCCAAAACAAAAGAAGACAGAACCAACUCCUAGAAGUAGAGGUUCAUCGUCAAACUGUCGGCAAAGCACUCUUUUCAAUCCUGGUCAAGUUGGCAACAGUUCUGCGGAUACAUCUUUAAUAAGUUAUGAGGUCACUGGAGAGGGUUUAAGAGAAGCAAUAAAAAAUGGUGAUGCUCCUGCUGCUAAGAAGCUUUUGAGUCAGGGAGUUGAUGCAAAUUAUCGUGACAAGCAAGGCUCGUCUCUAUUACAUUUGGCAUCAGUUUUCAAUCAUACUGAGAUAGCAUUUGCCCUCAUAGACCAUGGAGCACGUCUUGACUGCAAGAAUUCACAAGGCGAAACACCACUAGACUGUGCUCCUGUUACGUUGCAGUACAGGAUAAAACAGAAGAUGGAAGAAGAUAAGCAGCAAUCACUUGCUCAUGAGUAA
Messenger RNA from Striga hermonthica, 885 nucleotides. Lineage: Eukaryota; Viridiplantae; Streptophyta; Magnoliopsida; Lamiales; Orobanchaceae. The record is from the annotation of a GenBank genome assembly.